UGAUUUCGGUCCUGGUUGUAUAUAGACCGAACAGAGACACUCCACACACUCCUUCGGACCGGCGGUUCUGCUUCGUUUCAUUACCAUUUAUCGGUUUAUAAUCUCGACCUCGUUUCAAUCUCCAUCUUCAUCUUCCUCUCUUCCGACGCAAGAAUGGAAUGUUUCCGGCAGAUCGCUCGACUGGUCAAGUCCCCCUUUCAGCGCGACUCGCACCGCCCGCUGGAGAUCGGUCCUCCGACCAACUUUCGAAAGGAGGAACUGCCCACGUUCUUCUCUGACGCAGAGGAUGACGCUGCCACCCUGCAUAGUCACGGCUCAAUGACGGAAAAGGAUGAAAAAGACGCCAUGAUCAAGGAGCUCGAGCGUGAGCCCUCAACGACACAGAAGCUCCGGUCUCGCGUCCGCAGGCUGAGCGUCCGUGUCGCCCACCAGCUGCCUGAUCAUGACGAUGGCCCGCAUCAAUAGAUUUGUCCUAGCGGAUAUGAUGUACCUGAUUUCUGAUUUCUU
This is a messenger RNA of Aspergillus campestris IBT 28561, 507 nucleotides long. RefSeq lists its product as uncharacterized. Lineage: Eukaryota; Fungi; Ascomycota; Eurotiomycetes; Eurotiales; Aspergillaceae. The transcript is spliced from 3 exons. The record is from RefSeq and is a predicted model, not a curated record. Bases 154 to 465 code for a protein of 103 amino acids.